AUGAUAUAUUUCUUCCUUCCGUCUUUGCUAAUUAUCUCUCAGGUCGGUUUUUGCUUUCUAUUCGAUUAUCUUGCCGAUCCGUACCAAUUUGUCGCUCUUGGCCUGCUUUCUCGGGUUGUCCUUGAUCGCUCAGGUAUCGAUUCGUCCAUUUUGAAAUCGUACCCAUUUCUUGAGAAGAUAAAAAAAAAACAAGAAGUAAAAAAUUAAAAGUGAAUUUUUAUUUUCAUCAAAAAUGAAUCUUUUUUUUCUUAAAGCUGUUAGGCAAAAAAUCAAGAAUCUUCUUUAUUGUUUGGUUUUGAACAUUUUAAAUUCUCAUUGAUCAGUUUUUUUUUCAAAUUUAUCCCUUUUCGACCCUAAAAAUCAUCUAAAAUCUAGUUACAAAACAGCGGCGAUACGUGUAUAUAGUAAAGAUUUUUCUUAUUUUCUGUUUUGAGAUCAACGAAAAUUUUACCAUUUUUUCAUUCUAAAAUUGCGUUUUUGUGCAUAGUUUGAAAUUCAAUAUUGCAAAUAGCCUCUCGAAUCCCGAAAUUUCCUGGUCCUCUAUCACACUGCUUCUUUUUUGUUCCAAAUUUCAGCCAUUUUCGCUGGCUAGCUGAGGUUCACGCUGUGUAACCAUUGACCAUGCGCGUUACUUGCGAAGUCUAACAAAAACGAAAAAAGAAAGGAAAAUUGUCUUGGCUACUCCUGAAUAUCAGCAAGAAUGACCUUUGUGGUUUGCGGCCUUGACAGUUCUUUUUAUCAUAUUACUUCGACUCUGUUUGCCAAAAUAACACAGAAAUCAGAUGGGAAACAGUCUUUUUCCAAUCUCUUCUAUUGAAAACUCAUUGGAACCACCAAAGGGGAGUCCCAAGGGUUGAAGGCUUCUGUAUAGUUUGUGAGGCACGUCAUUUCCUGUUGCCAAACCAGGCAGAUUGCCUAGUUGUAAAUAUCCCUGACGAAUGAGGCCACUUGACUCUCCUUUUUUUUCGGCGCAGUUUUCAAACCAACCAGCUAAACUUUUUUGGAAUGGCAAAGGGAAAAGUUUCUGACUUUCGACCGGUAGGAGUUAGCAAAAGAGAUUUUUAAGCUUUGGCACGAUGUCAGAGGUCAACCAGAAGUCCGACCAGCGAUUCGGGUGCGUCUUAAUCGACCUGUCUUCGACCAGGCGUCGCAAAUUGUCGCCGGACUUGUCGAGUACGAAGUACCGCGAGUGUCCAUCCCUAGGACUCGACAGUGCUUCACCGAAGGCUGCGUCGAGGUUGAUCUGACUACGUAGACGUCUUCAAAGAACCCCUCAGGCGCAUUCUUUUCGGAUGACGUCGUUCAGACAGCCUUCCUCUGUGGCCUUCGAGCCUGCCUUGCCCAACAAAUUCCGGAUACGCGUCACUGAUUUUGACUUCAUGUUUGUUUCUUGCUGUUUGGUCGAAAGAAUUUAUCGAUUUUUCAGGGUCAUGGGACAACUUAGCGGUUCAGUCCAAGUGAUCAUCAACAUUCCAGUUAUGGGAAAUGUCAUCAUCACAGGUUAACUGAUUGAAGUGGCAAAAUGAGUGCUAAUUUGGUCUCUGUUAUGAAAUUUGAUGAGCUGUUUUUUCAUCAACCGCUCCAAACGUUGUCAAGGUCAUUAGGUAGUGUCCGUUCUUGAUUUAUGUGUGGCUGUUCAUUCAGAACAAAAAAACCGAAAACAUAAAGUUAAGUAAGAAAAAUGCGAAAAAUGAGGAAGUCUAAAACUCGAUAUCAGUGUACUUCUUUCUCUUUUUUAAUUUUGUUCCACCAAAUUUUCCUCUUCUGGUUUUUAGCCAGGAUAGGGAACUGUAACACAUGUUCAUCUCCCAGAAGCUUAUUUACAAGGAUAAAUGAAAAAGCGAAUAGCUCUCUAUUUUGCGUCACAGAAAAAGUUGCAGGACGCCAGAUUUCGGUGAGCGCCCUCAUGGAUUUGCAGAAGACAGUGGACGACCAGCCGUACCUCCGAUUUGUCGAAUGUCGGAUCGACGACGGCAUCGUCGAAGCGAAACUCGCCAACAUGGGACUCUUGACCGACACCAUCAACAACAAGUACAGGGUACAAAGUCCCUUCGAAGUCGCCCCUUCAGUGUUUCCUUGCAGCCAGCGAUGUCUCUGCAAUCGCGGAUGCAACUCGAGGAGGCCAUCUGCGAGAAUAUGAAUCGCCUCACUCAGUUGCACUUUUCAACGCGUCUUGCGCGGAUUCCUCGGUCCAUCUCGGCCAAAGAAAUCUUGGAUAUCGUUAUCUCUGUAGGUUCUCCAGCCUCUUCAUGAGCUUAAACUAAAACCUGAAGAACAACCUGGAACCAGCACCACCGCUUCAUCCAACGCCAGUGCUUCUGAACGGUAACAACCUCGCCUACCGCCGUCGAACUGCUCGAAAACGGCUCCACAAGCGGGCCGCUUCCGAUGAUUACUACGACGACAUCGAGAAGACCGAAGGACCAUCUCCGUCGAAAUCUGCCACCCCAAACACUUGUUUUUGAAGAGUUGAUCACAGUUACAGACGUUUUUAUUUCAGCCAGACAAAAAAUCACACUGACGCGCAACGACGUCAACAACUUCUUCAAUUUGGUUUGAUUGAUCAACUUUGCCGUAGACGAAAGUUGCAGGAUCGGCUGGCGCAUGUGAUGGUCGACACGACUUUGAUGGACGCCGCCUCGACGUCUCACGAUUUUUCUCUCGGCAUCGCUGGCAACGCCUUCAGCACUCGAUCUCGUUGGUCGCCGGUCGAAGUCUCCGCAAAAAAAAAUUUGCAGAUGGAGUCUCUCCCUACUCGGUGCCGCAUCCGUUCCGAUUACCGCACAAUGAGAAAAGAAAGAUGGUCGAAGUCGUCGUCUCCGAAUACACCAUCAACAGUCUCUUCUACCAAGCUCAUAGGUUUUCUUUUUUUGAGAACUAGCCAAAGGAAUGUUAUGAUAGAAAAUUUCAAACGGAAGAAAAAACUUCUUUUUGAAGAAUUUCUCCACGAGAAAAUAAACCCCAAAUCUCCCUCUGACCCACACUAUUUCAUCGUUAUAUCGCAGUUAGAUGUAUGGAGUCUGCAGAGCGAAAGUUUCACAAGAAAAAAAAAAUUCAAACUUUUUUUCUCAAAAAAUUAUUAAUUUCGUGCUUUUUCAUGUAGACCGUAGCAAUUGUAGUAAUGAAGCUCUAAGUAUCAUUUUUCAUCAAUUUUUCCAGCAGUAAAUUUCAUUGGAUCGCAAAAAGUCGAAAGUACAAAGUCCAUUCCAGGACGAACUCCUUGUUGUUCCACGUGGAUUCCAAAACGCCAGGCGUUGGCGGCCUUUUGAAAACGACUUGCACUGCCGACGAAGUUUGCAUAUCGGACGAGGUGGACAGGGUUAGUAGGCCAGCUAAAAUGUCCUCAAAUGUCCUCACCCGCCGAUUUCAGAUCGGAAAGGUACAUCCGAACCGGAGACUGGAGUUGAUCAUCAGGACGACGCAGCCGCCAAAGAUCGCCUUGUCUUCUGGUCGGUUUCCCAUGGGGGUUCUAGUCGAAGAAGAGCUUCAGACACGUUGACGCUGUCCUUGGCCGGGCGAUGCAUCUUUUUCCUCGAAGGAACUCGUCAGAAAGUCGGAGUUAUUCCCUUCACAGCCGUCGUCAACAUGCGAAUUCACAUGGUCGAACCAAAGCUCAAAGGUAUUUUGUUAUAGAGAAUUCAAAAAAUCUCUGAUUUUUAGUUGAUGUGAAAAUUCAAAGCCUCGAGUUUGCCAAUGGUAUCGACUUCUUGGGUCUCAACGCAGAUGACCUGGACGGUCUGAGGAAAACAACAAAAAAAGCCCUGGAAACGAUGAUCAACGGCGCGACCAACGACGGAUUCCAGUUGUCUACAGCGAACUUGAAGUGGGUUCAUCGCUCUCCAGAAAAAAAAAACCAAAGUGGUUCUCAUUUCUUAGCUAUGAAUGAUUCACUUGGACGAAUGUCUCCAAAAGAGGGAAUCCCGACUUUGAGAUAGUAUAAAAACAUUGAAGGAAAGGGUUCCAAUAUAAACUUUAUCAAUAGCUUACAAGUAGUCCUUCAAGGUCCUUGAGGAUGCUGAAUCUUAAGAAAUGUUCUCCAGUCAACUUAUAAAUUCUAUUGAUAGCUGCAAUUUUGGUCGACAAAAUAAAUUUUUUCGGAAGAUUGUUAUCAAUCGUGAUUCUUCCACAGCGAUUUUAAAAACUUCCUCUUCUCUCGUUUUGACAAAUUUCAGUUUUUCGAUUACAAUUUGAGUGGAGAGAACUGAAAACUUCUGGAGGUACUUUGUUUCACCAAUCAAACAGAAUCACCAAGGGAAGAAUAGUUCUUGGUUCUUAGUUUUCUAAACAUUAUGAUUCUUUACUCACUUUUUCUCAAUUUCAAAGCUCAUUAAUUAGGAAGAAAAACCUCAUAACCGCUAGGAAGUGAAUUCUAAAAAGUGGCCCGACCUGAAACAACUUGCGCGGUGGGACAUUGGAAGUUAUAGGAGAAUUUCAAAAGAUAUAGUCAAUUUUCCCCGACUUGAAAGGCGAGAUGAGUAGACUAUAUGGUGAAGAGUUGCGUGUUCCACGCGGCUUUUUUAAUUCGAGUUUCACGCCAUAAGCCGCGUCGCACACGCAACGCUUCACUCUUGCCCAUUAACAAAUCUUGCCUUUCAAAUCGGAAAGGAUUGACUAUAACUAUCAAAUCGAAUUUAGGCUAGAACAAAAAUCAGUUCUGAGCCUUUCUACGUGCUAUGAGAAGUGUGACCAGCCAGUUUCAGAACACCGAUUCGUCUUUCCUCGCCGCACAUUUCCGUUCUCCCUGGCUCCAUUCUGCUCCAAGCCGACGUUGACCUCUACAAGACGUUGUACGCGAAAAACUGA
Caenorhabditis auriculariae is the source of this 4803-nucleotide messenger RNA. The record is from the annotation of a GenBank genome assembly. NCBI's taxonomy places the organism in Eukaryota, Metazoa, Nematoda, Chromadorea, Rhabditida, Rhabditidae.